Molecule: messenger RNA, 1785 nt
Organism: Durusdinium trenchii
Lineage: Eukaryota; Dinophyceae; Suessiales; Symbiodiniaceae
Source: the annotation of a GenBank genome assembly
AUGGAGAUGGCAUCGAAAGCGGGUUUGGGCACCAAGAGCAUCAUUAUUCUGGGCGCCUCCGCCGUCGACCGAUCAGACCCCAGCAAAGAGGUCCGCAACAGCUUUUGCAACUGGAGGAAGAAAUUUUCCAGCACCAGCAUUCAGGGUGCCUUCAUGCUCCCCGACUGCCCUAGCCACGCCGCGCGCUGUGGAGACCGACCCAACUUGUGCAAGGAGGAGGAGAAGGACCACUGGAAAUGCAAAUGUACACUUGGCUAUGAGGGAGACCUGAAGAUUCCCGGUCUUCAGGAGACGCCCAGCAGAGGGCCCUUCAACUACGAGGGCGAGUGCAAGCCAAUCUCAGGCUACUGCCCGGUGAAUGGCAAAUACCCCUUGAAGCAGCUGAACGGAGCGAACGCCGUGGGAUUUCUUGGGGAGACGGUGACGCCCCAGUGCCCCACGGGCUUCGAGGCCACCGGCUCCAGCGAGUGUGCGGAGAGCCAAUCUCACGAGGGCAAGUGGUCUCCAGAGCCACGCUGCGACUUCCUGCCAUCGACGAUGCCGCAGAAGCCGUUCUGUUUGGCGCCAGAGCACAAGGGCAGUUUGCAUCUCACCAAAUGCAAUAUGUGCAGUGCCGUGGAACCGGGAAAGAAGGGACCCAGUUGCGACUGCGAGGUGCAGUGUGCCACGGACUAUGAAGUCCUGGGUGAGAAGAAGGGCGGAAAGAAGGCCUGUAUUGCCAAGGAGUUCCCAUGUCCUCCAGCCACUCUGAAAGACUCCCAAUGUGUCAACAGCGACACCAACGAACCCACCCAGCCAUUCUGCUGCGAUGAGGCCUGGGGGCCCAACAUUCCUCCACCAUCCCUUACGGCGCGCACCUGCAGUGAGAUUAAAGAGGACAAAGAAUGCCUCACCAGUCAACAGUCUGCCAGUGGUGCGGAUGCAGAGAAGGCCGGCGAGCCCUGUUGCUGGAGCCGCAGCAGUAGCACCUGUACGGUGAAGUCAGAGGAGAGCCAAUCGCCCUGCGCUGUGGCCAAACGAGUGAUGGUCGCCGAAUGGCAGGAUUUGCCCACCUGUGUGCCUCCAUGUGAAGAUAACUUCGACACUGGCUUCCUGGAAACCCAGGACUGCGAAAAGUGCUACCCUUCGGGCACCACGGCCCAGCCCUGCGGGUGCCAGGUGAAGUGCCAUGGUGACAGUGUUCGCAUUGGGGGCGGCCUUGAAGGAAACAGGACUUGCGAGGCCAAGCCGGAGGUGGGCGGAUUUCAGUUUGACGGCUCCUCACCCGCGUGCUGGUCGAGGCCACCACCUCUACUGUGCCCCAGCGUGGAGGGCACCGGGCGCGAAGUCGAGGGCUGUGAUUGCGAGGUGGGAGAUGAGAAGUGUGAGUGCAAGAUCAGCUGCCAGUAUGGCUUUACGCAAACCUCCCCGAAGACGGGGCCUCCCAAAUGCCACGAGAAGCCCUUGGAGUCAGAGGUGAAGGAUUGCAUGACCAUGACCGAUGCCAACGAAUGCUUGAAGAGCCAUGCGAAGAGCGAGGGCGCGGCGCCCGUGCCCUGUUGCCAUCGGAAGGAGCCGUGCCCCCGAACUGGUAGUGAGAAGAGCCGUGUGCCCCGUGUGCCCCUCCCGAUUUACAUCCACUUUGUGUCAAGCGCGACGGCUGGACAGCAGGACGGGUUUGGCACCGACCUUUUCUGCCUGCCAUCGGGCGACCCUCGCAUCAGUCCAGAACCCCAAUCGGUCGCGGCAGCAGAUGCGCGCGUGGGCCGCAGCAAAUCAUCCACUCAGCUCUUCUACUACAUUUAA